AUGAGGUUACCGUCGCGUUCGUCCGCGCCCAUCUUGCGCAUCGCGAACGGCACGUUUUACCGCCGGCAUCCGAACGCGCAAUCGACGCAACCGAAUCCGCCGCUGUUCAGCGACCUGACGUUCGAGCUGCCGUCGGCGGCGGAGGGACCCAAGAAGCAUUGGUGCAUCGUCGGGCCUUCGCUCUCGGGCAAGACGACGCUGCUGCAGGUUCUCAGAGGCCAGCACCUUGCCAUCCCGCCCGCGACCAGAUCGUACCCGUACCUCUCGAGCGAGGACGUCGCGCCGCGGCUGCGGACCACGAGCAAGGCGAUACAGUAUGUCGGGUUCGACGGCGAGCAGGGCGGCGGCGGCGGGAUCGGCGGGGCGACGACGAGCGCGUACCUCGCGGCCCGGUACGAGUCGCGGCGGGAGAACACGGAUUACUCGCUGCGCGACUUCUUGCUGGGGAACUUGGAGCAGAACACGCUCGAGCGAGAGCUCCGGCAGAGGGACGAGGGGGCGAUACCGAGGGAGCUGCUGGAGAGGGUCGUCAAGGACUUGAGACUGGAUCAGUUGCUCGAUCUGCCCGUCGCUUUUUUGAGUAACGGACAGGGCCGGCGUGCGCGGAUUGCGAGGGCGUUGUUGACGACGCCCGAGGUGCUGUUGCUGGACGAGCCGUUUAUGGGGCUCGAUCCGCCGACUGUUGCGUCGUUGAGUCCGCUGCUUCAGGGUCUGGCGGAGAGGCAGAGUCCUAGGCUUGUGUUGAGCGUCAGGCCGCAGGAUCCUUUGCCUGACUGGAUCACGCACUUGAUCUACCUGCGGACGGAUUGCCAGAUUGGAUCGAUGGGCCCCAAGGAUGUUGUUCUGGAGGGGCUGAGGAAAUAUGUGAGGGGAGUGUGGAAGGGUGGACUUGCGGAGGAUGAGAAGUUGCCGGUGCAUUCACUCGUGGAAAUGGGGAAGACGUUGACUGCGAAGGGAGUACAGGGUGAUGGAUUGAUCGACGCAAAGGAGAAGGAGAAGCAUGUCGGCGCUCCUAUGUCGACGGCUGACGCUGCUCCCGAGUCGGUGGGAGAGCCAUUGGUUGAGAUGGACGGAUGCCAGGUGAGGUACGGUAACAAGAUCGCGCUGGGCAACUGGUCUCAAGAUACAUCAUCUGGACCCAAGGACGGUCUCAUUUGGACUGUCAGGAGAGGCGAGAGGUGGGGUGUCUUCGGUCCCAACGGAUCGGGCAAGACGACCAUCGUCUCUCUCCUCUGCUCUGACCAUCCACAGACGUAUUCACUGCCUAUCAAGCUGUUUGGGCGGAGCAGACUGCCCGAGCCUGGAUCAGGACAGAGGCCUCUGACGUUCUGGGACAUUCAGUCACGGAUCGGACACUCGAGUCCUGAAGUUCAUCAACAUAUGCCUCGCAACCUGACGGUACGACAAGUCCUGGAGAAUGCGUGGGCGGACACCUUCAAAGCAGUCCCCAAGCUCGACGACGAAGCAAGGGGCAAGGUUGAGGCAUCGCUUCGCUGGUUCGCGCCGGAGCUCAACCCGGAGUAUCACAACACAGCCGGCGACAAGCUGUCUUGGGCCGACGACUACCUCUUCGGCGGCCUCUCCUUCAGCGCGCAGCGCAUCGCGCUCCUGCUCCGCGCCGUGAUCAAGAACCCCGACGUGGUCGUCCUCGACGAGGCCUUCAGCGGGAUGGACGACGCCGUCCGGGACAAGUGCAUGCUCUUCCUGGCGCGGGGCGUGGAGAAGACGUACCGCGGGGAGCAGAUCGUGGACAGCGAGGUGGACGAGGUGAGGGUCAGGGGUCUCUCUGAUCGGCAGGCGUUGAUCUGCAUCAGUCACAUCAAGGAGGAGGUGCCGGAUUGCGUGCGGGAGUGGAUCUGUCUUCCCGAGGCGAACGAGGGUCUGCCCGCGCGGUUUGGACGGUUCGAUGGGCCUCUGCGGACGGACGAGAAGCGUUGGAGGGCGCUCUGGGGCGUGUAG
Molecule: messenger RNA, 1959 nt
Organism: Colletotrichum karsti
Lineage: Eukaryota; Fungi; Ascomycota; Sordariomycetes; Glomerellales; Glomerellaceae
Product: ABC transporter
Exons: 1
Coding region: 1-1959 (652 amino acids)
Cellular component (GO): mitochondrion
Molecular function (GO): ATP binding; ATP hydrolysis activity
Source: RefSeq, a predicted model, not a curated record